AUGCUGAUCACGAUUCAGACAGGGAAAAAGGACAAGACAAGGCUUGCAUUGUUUGGCAAGGAGAAAUGUGGAGACGCUGGGGCUUUUCUAUCGGAUGCACCCCGCGAUUUCACCCCAGAGCACGGCCGUUCUCGCGGACAAGAUGCCUCACGACGGAGUCUCCCCCGCGUUUCCAGCGCUGGUGAAACGCCUCUGAACUAG
Penicillium mononematosum is the source of this 201-nucleotide messenger RNA. RefSeq lists its product as uncharacterized. The transcript is spliced from 2 exons. Lineage: Eukaryota; Fungi; Ascomycota; Eurotiomycetes; Eurotiales; Aspergillaceae. The record is from RefSeq and is a predicted model, not a curated record. The coding region runs from base 1 to 201 and encodes 66 amino acids.